This is a messenger RNA of Acanthoscelides obtectus, 588 nucleotides long. NCBI's taxonomy places the organism in Eukaryota, Metazoa, Arthropoda, Insecta, Coleoptera, Chrysomelidae. The record is from the annotation of a GenBank genome assembly.
AUGGAAGUGGAUGAAGACACUCCAGGAUUUCUCUCCAUUGUAGCCACAGAAGCAACCGAAAUAGAAACAAUCAAAGAACAUACUGCAGAAGAAUCUGGAGAUGGAGAAGAGAAACCAGUUCAAAGUGUAGAAGUAGUAGAACCAGCUGUGAUUGCCGAUACUGUAUUAACUGAGUUGAAACCUGUGUAUGAAAACACCUGUUAUACAGUAUCAGAUCUAGAUAAAGGUUUCUUGAAAUCGGAGGUCUACGCGGACUUGUCAGGUUCUGAAGACAGUUGUGACAGAUUAGAGGUUGUGUUCGAAACGAAUAUAGGCAAUACUGCUCAAAUUGAUCCUUUAGAAGUAUCUGUGAGAAGUUCUGAGAUUGCCAAAAGCCAACCUGAAGAGGAGUCUCUAAAUCGUGCCUUCAUAGAUGUGAAAGAGUCUAAGGUGUAUCAGGACCUAUCCAGCGAUUCAGAUAAUAUAGAGGGCGAUUUCGAUGAAUCAAGGACUCAGUUUGAUGAAUUAGAAGAUUGCAUUUUUCAAUCGCGGUCAGAACGUGAAGACGAUUUGUUACUGAGAGAACUAGAAAAGCAGUCGAUGAUGUAA